Molecule: messenger RNA, 744 nt
Organism: Protopolystoma xenopodis
Lineage: Eukaryota; Metazoa; Platyhelminthes; Monogenea; Polystomatidea; Polystomatidae
Source: the annotation of a GenBank genome assembly
AUGACGUCUCUUCUUGACAUUUGUCUUUCGGCGCCAGCAGCGAUUGCUUUUCGUCCAGUUCAACACGUCGUAACACCUUUUGUCUCUCUUCCCCGGGCCACCGGUCAUGCCCAGUUGCCGCCAAUCACCACCUCGAGACCAACCACCCCGCCCUUCCUUCCUUCCUUCCUUCCGCACCAACCCACAGUCCGUCGUGUCGAGAGAGUGUCUCCUGCUCGCCGUGGUGCCGCCCUGUGCGGGACUCGAGCUCUCAGUCCGCUCCGUUGGCAGUCCAAUAGAGCCGCAAGUCAUGUUGAGUUCCGUCAUGAAGUGCCGAGUCCCGUCAAGUCCCAAACCGCUUUGCCUGGACCCGAGACGGGACUUGGCGGGGCCCGUGCACUCUAUGUGUGUGUGUGUGUGUGUUUGUUGGGCACGCUCAUCCCCAGACAGCCCGACAAGGAGAACAGCGACGUCCGCCAAAAUUCGAGCUCCGGGUCUGUGAGUGUGUAUUGUGGGCCCGAGUUUGUCAAAUGCUGUCAUCUCAUACACGCAAACAGGCCUGAACUAAACAUGUCUGAAGGUGUUGCCGAGGCCGUAAGACGAGUUGCAGAGGAUCGUCUUAGGCUUUCGUCAUCAAAUGGGCUCAGUCGUUUGCGUCCGAGGCGGCAAGUCCAUCAUAUUCUUCGAAAGGCGGUAACCAGGACAACUCUUCCGAGAGGGACCUUUGAGCGACUGAUGCUUUUCGUCAUUUUCAGUAAUUCUUGA